This is a messenger RNA of Pygocentrus nattereri (red-bellied piranha), 4582 nucleotides long. RefSeq names its product ribosomal protein S6 kinase-like 1 (gene rps6kl1). The transcript is spliced from 13 exons. NCBI's taxonomy places the organism in Eukaryota, Metazoa, Chordata, Actinopteri, Characiformes, Serrasalmidae. Gene Ontology annotation, molecular function: ATP binding; protein kinase activity. The record is from RefSeq and is a predicted model, not a curated record. Bases 434 to 2668 code for a protein of 744 amino acids. Gene Ontology annotation, biological process: protein phosphorylation.
UCUCCGCUGAAUGACGCGCGCAGCGGCGGACGGACCGAAUCACGGUUCCGCUGAUCAGCGCUGAGCUCAGAGGUCCUCCCGUGCGCUGCUGGAGAUGAGAAGAGGACCCACAGGGCGAGACUCACAGCCCCUCAGCUAGGUGGCUGUAACAAAGUGGAGUGUGAGCAGAGAGAGUCAUUUAAUGACUUCACUCCAGCAUGACUUCCUUUUGUGAUGGAAUUCACGGACAAAGACAUCACAAUCCCUGGUACUGCCACUGGAAAGAAAUCAAAGUUGACAGGAAACUGCUGUGAGGGAGCUACCCAUGGAGCAGUGCUGUGUGAAGAGGCUGGCGGAGGAGUGAUUCCACCUCAGCCAUGUGGUCAUUCCUAAGAGGACUUCCCUCCAUCAUAUCUUCCAGUUCUCUGUGGACUCUGGUUCUCUAAGGGUAAUCAUGGCUAAAAGAGACUAUUUGGUGGAUGCAGCCAAGCAGAUCCGCAUGGCCCUGGACAGGGAGGUCAACGAGGACUACGAGGCUGCAUUCAGCUACUACAAGAACGGUGUGGACCUGCUGCUAAAUGGAGUUCAAGUGGAUCCGAACAAGGAGAGACGGGAGGCUGUGAAGCGGAAGACGACUCAGUAUCUAAAGAGAGCCGAGGAGAUUUUCAACUCUCAUCUACUGAAUAAUCUCAGCAAAGGCACCACACAGUUAGGGGGUUACAGCAGCCUGAGAUUCAGGUCAAUCAGACAUCUCAGCUCACCAGUGGAGGAUCUGGAGAUGUGUAAAGUUGUGGGGGUUAUUGAUAAGGUUCUGACUGUUCAAAACCUGAUUAGCAAGGAGACAUUUGUGAUUAAGAGCCUGCCUAAGUCCAGCUGGGAGAGUCGAGACCGUCCCACCAUCAUUUCUCAGGGGGUUCCUUUCAUGGUGAAGCUACUGAGGUAUUACAUCAGUGAGGACUCUGUGUUCCUGCAUUUAGAACAUGUGCAAGGUGGUAGACUCUUCUCCAAACUGCAUAAGAUCAGGAAUGAGGUAGCCAGAGAACAUCCAGACUGCUUCAGUCCUCACCAGCACAAGAUCCAGCUAAAGAACAGCUACACUUCCCCUGAUCUCAGCCAGCUCUACCACCUGAAUGGAGGGGAUAAUCACAGGAUACCUGCAGUUCUUGAAAUGGGGAAUUUGGAAAGUCCAGACACAGACUCACUGGCAUCUUGGAAUGAGACCCAGCAUCAGCUAGAGAGCUGUGGAACUCAUUCCUACUGUGAGGAGACAGGAUGUCUGCAGAAUUCUAGAUUUGACAAGGUUGGAUUCCAGCAAAGCAAAUCCUCAAACUGUGGUGCAAUAAGGACAGAUUUUCUUUCCUGUGUUGGUCCAGCUAAUCGCCUUGCUUCUCAGGACAGUUUGCCCCUUCCUGUUCAGCCCUGUGUAAUAGUGGACACUCGAGAUCCGCUCAAUGUCACCUCUGACCUUUUAGGAAACGAUGUUCGCAUUGAGUGGGUUGACUCCAGUGCGGAUUUUGACAAAGCUUGGAAUGCUGCUGAACUCGCUCAGGACUACAGGGGUUUAACAGCUACAGGGUCAAAUUCAGAUAUUCUAGGAAUCAACAGUGUACCUCAGAUCACUCUGAGCUCCUUAUUUGGAGGGGACACACCGCCAACCCUCUGUAGCACUGUCAAUGUCCUUCCGCAGAAAGUUCGUAUUGUCCCCAAUACCCUGCAUUUACCCCUGCAGAGCCAAAAGCAUGAGGACAUUACUCAUGGACAAACUGUAUGUAACUCACAAACUGUCAUGAACACUGAAAGCUCCCAGUUUGUGGCAAGCUUGAGCUCAGGAAAUUCUCAGCCAUGCAUAGUAUCUCCAAAGGAGCAAAAACUUCAAAGACCUGUAAGUUUCUCUGUAGACUUCAUGAAGAUGGCUCCUUGGUUGAAGAAUGUAAGUAAGGAUGGAGUGAAAGAGGUACAAAGAGAAUGUGUGGAAGUUGGAGAGGAGAGUUGGGAAAUCCUCAGUCCUCUGUGUAGAAAGGAUCCUCAGUCCAGUCCUCCUGCCACCAAUACUGACAGCUCUUCUCAUGGGCGGACUGAUCCAAAGAGACCACAUGUUGAGCAGAUCAUAGAGGCUGAUGGCCUUUGUCACCAGCCCCAGUCUGGAGCCAGGAGCUUCGGAACCAAGACCCAGCAAAGUCGGUGGGGUCUCCCUGAGGGAGAGGUGAGAAUGUGGGGUGCUCAGAUUCUGCUGGCCCUCGAGAACCUUCAUGAGCAAGGCAUUGUAUGCCAGGAUCUCAACCCCAGAAACAUCCUGCUCAGCAACAAUGGAAAGGUGUGCCUGACAUACUUUGGACAGUGGACAGAGGUUCAGCCCGAAAUUAGCCCUAAAGCUGUAGAACAAAUGUACUGUGCACCAGAAAUUGGGGGUGUAUCCAAAAUCACGGAAGCCUGUGACUGGUGGAGUCUGGGAGCUUUACUCUUUGAACUUCUUACUGGAAUGCCUCUCUGGCAGUGUCAUCCCACAGGUGUGCAUCCACAUACACAACUCCUCAUUCCAGACCACUUGAGCACGGCAGCUGCCUCCCUACUCACAGAGCUCCUUCAGUAUGACGCUGGCUGUCGACUUGGCUCUGGAGGUGGAGGAGUGAGUGAUAUUAAGUGUCAUCCCUUCUUUAACUCCAUCCCUUGGCACACACUGGACAGUUAAUAGACAAGGUGGUGGACAUGUGACCUCCAGCACCUAACACAGUACCUGCAUGCCUUCAAAACAUUAGAGACUGUUGGAUAAACUGUGUCCAGGGGUUUGCAAGAUGGCUUACCUCAUGAAUGUGUCUCUGCUGCCCCCUAGUGGUGUACAACAGAUGGAGCAUCAGUAUUCCCCUGCCAGCGCCUUUAACUGCAAACUAUUAUCAGCUGACUCCACUGAGCUUCCAGCUUAUAAGGUGCACCUUCCUUGUAUCCACAAUAAUUAGCCAUUUUAUUAGGCACACCUACGAUACGCAAGUACUUCACAUGUAUACAGUUAUUGACUGUAGCCCAUCUGUUGCUGUUUAAGAUUCUUGACAAGUAUGGAACCACCCUUGACCAGAUAUUAUUAAAGCGGUGGACCGUUCUCAGCACAGCAGUGAUACUGGAAUCUUGGUAGUACAUAUUGCUCACUUUAUUAGACAUGCCUACUCUCCUGGUCCACCUUGCUAUUAUGUGGUUAGAGCUGGGGUUUUCAAAAUGUACUGUAGCAAUUUUUCAAAAAUUUCUGAAUAAUUAGAUAUAAGCAAAUCCAUUGAGUGGUUUGAUACAAAAUGCUGCAUGUUACUUACCAAGUCAGAAUUGUUCACAGCGUUGGUGAUGGGAACCAGACAUCUGAAGAAUAAAUAUGAUGUCCGAGACACUGUUUCACGAUAGUUUUGAGGUGAAGGUUUCGGCCUAAAACAUUUUUGAAACACAUUCAUGAAAGAAUGUGCACAUGUUGGGUGUUCCAACUUAAAAUAUCUCAUAAGAAGACACUUUUCUCAGAUUUACCACUCUUUUAAAAUCCAUUACCAGCAUUAAAUCUAAAAACUGUAGGUUCAGCUUUUUUUAUAAUGAAUCAAAUGGCAAUAUUUGCAUUGUAGACAUCACUACCCCUAGUUCCACCUGUGGAAAAGAUGUCCAAGCUGCAAAGUUUAUUGAGAAUGGAGCAUUUCUAAUCAUUUAGAAUCUCAAUGACUGAAUGACAGAAAUUUUGAAAAACUACAAAAAAAAAAAAGGAAAUUAAAAUGAAUGCAAGGUGGAUUCUGACUUUGGCUCAGUGUUGUACAUUAUUCAGCAUUUUCUUAACAGGUUUAUGUGGUGAAAUUUAACCUAAUACUGCAGAGAUUGUUAAGUAACUGGUCUUCUUGUCAAAAAAAAAAACAGGCCUGAAGCUUUAUUAAUAGAAAAUAAUCAAAUUUAAAUCUCAAUUGCAUUGCUGUUAUUGGUAUAACAGUAGUUGGAUUUUUAGCACUCUCUCAACCCAGUAGUGACACUAAGAGGUUUAAGUCAGAGUUACCUUCGUACCAGCACCAGACUCUACACACUGCUGAGUACAGUCCAUCACCUAAAAAAUACAUGGUCAGUGUUAGUCCUACGGCAGUUACUUUCCAUUGAUGGAUGAAGUAGAGGUGGGCUGACCAACUGUGCAACUACAGUCAGUAACUAUAAACCUACGAAGUGCAGCUAUAUAAUAGGUGUACCAGAUAAAAUGGCAAUUCCUUGUUAACAUAUCAAAAACCAUUUGCAGUUGAGUCAGCUACAGAAUUUAAUCAGUUCUGGGUUUCUGUUGAAUUAAAUGGACCUUUCAGCCAUGUCUGUAGUCAAAUUCAGCAUCACUAAUGAAACUUACUGAAAUCCAGGCUACAUUAUUGAAAUGGUAAGCAUUAGUAGCCUGUACUGACAUCACAGGCAUUAAAAUAUUUUUGCACUUCAGGUACAAGUGAUAUGCAAUAUUGUCAGUAUUAGCACUGAUUAGCACUGCAUUCGAUCGCGUUUUCCAAGGACGAAAAAGUAAAGCCAGUAGUUUUUACGCAUGUUAAUGAUUGAUAUUUUGGACAAGCACUCAUGUUCUUUCAUUACAAAAAUGGAAUAAAAUAACUCCUGACUGGUU